GAACCCAGGUUGAUUGAUGGCCUGACAUUGAACUAGUGGCUUAAUUGAUCAUGAUGGAUGGGCCACUUGGCAAAACUGGCAGUCAUAUCCCUAUCGCAAGGAUACGAGCAGUCGUCUGAAGUUGGUGGCUUUUGCUGGACGGAUUGGUGUCUGGCUUCAGUCAGUCUCAGGUUACCAAGGCUUAUAUCUUUAGUCCGAGCUCCCGAACCUUUUGACAUUCGAAACGCAUGGAGCACUUGAUUGGUCAAAUGGAUUGGGGAUGGAGGGCACUCAAUUAGCGGAACAGGGAAGUGAUAAGCUAAUCUAAUUGAUAUCUUGGUAUCUCCCAGAUACCAAAAUCCAGUGACGCGGCGUACUUGCAUAUCAAACAGAGAGAGUUCAUCAUGGAUACGCUGAGGGCUCUCGAUCCGCUGCACCGCGUCUGCCAGGUGUGCAACCUGUGGCCAUGGCGCCUCGUCCCCCCACCAGACACCGAGGGCAUCCUGCUCCGCCGAUCCCGCUGGCUGGAGCUCUACGGCUGGACCGUGCUGACGGCGGCCAGCGGCUUCACUGCCUACGGCCUCUUCCGGGAGAGCAGCGACCAGGAUAAGUCGCAGGAGGAAGGAGAGGAAUCUUCGACCAUUUCCAGCAUUGGUCACACGGUGGACUUCAUCCAACUGGUGGGCAUGCGGGUGGCCCACCUGGCCGCCCUGCUCGAGGCUCUGUGGCAGCGGCAGGCGCAGCGGGAUUUCUUCGCAGAGCUGGUCGAGAUCGACCACCAGCUGUCCGAGGCCUUGAGGGUGGACGUGGAGGGCGUUCGCCUCCAGAUGCGCCGGCAUACGACGAGCCGGGCUGUAUGGAUGAUGUGGGGCUAUGCGGUCAGCCAGUUUCUCAUCCUGGGCGCCAAGCUGGUCGCCCCGGGCCACCGCUUCCCGGUGUACUGGAUCUUCUACCUAAUUCCCAUGCUCGUCUGCGGUUUGCGCUACUUUCAGAUCUUCACCGCCACCCAGAUCGUGCGGCAGCGCCUGGACGUGCUCCUCGUGGCCCUGCAGCAGCUCCAGCUGCAGCAGAAGAGCCCCGCGGUGGAAGCGGAGCCAGAGGAGCACGCCCAUCUCGAGCACGCGGCCAUGGAGCGGCUGAUUGCCGUCAGACUCGUUUACCAGCGGGUAUGGGCCCUGGUGGCCCUGCUGAACCGCUGCUACGGUCUCUCCAUGCUGAUCCAGGUGGGCAACGACUUCCUGGCCAUCACCUCUAACUGCUACUGGAUGUUCCUCAACUUCCGACAGUCGUCGGCCUCGCCCUACGACAUCCUGCAGAUCGUGGCCAGCGCAUUGUGGUCUGCCCCCCACCUGGGCAACGUGCUCGUCCUCUCGCUGCUCUGCGACCGAACUGCCCAGUGUGCCACUCGCUUGGCCCUGUGCCUGCACCAGGUGGAUGUGGAUCUGAGGAACGAGAGCCACAAUGCUCUGGUGAGUACAUCCCUCUAUCCUGUGUACAUCCCCGUGAUGAUCCCCGUUCUUCCCCAGAUCACCCAGUUCUCGCUGCAGCUGCUCCACCAGCGGCUCCACUUCAGCGCUGCUGGUUUCUUCAAUGUGGACUGCACGCUUCUCUACACGAUUGUGGGUGCCACCACCACAUACCUGAUUAUCCUGAUCCAGUUCCACAUGAGCGAGUCCUCCUUGGGCGGCGGAUCGAAUGGAGGCACUAACUAGCCAAGCGGAGAGACCCAAAAACCUUAUUUUAUGCACCAGACAAAACCCCUUUUAUUUUGAUAAAACAAUAUUUUAAUAACCUUAUAUUUAUUUUUAACAUGGAUUAAACAAAUAAUACGUCUACUAUA
Molecule: messenger RNA, 1819 nt
Organism: Drosophila suzukii
Lineage: Eukaryota; Metazoa; Arthropoda; Insecta; Diptera; Drosophilidae
Source: RefSeq, a predicted model, not a curated record